UCUGGCGCUUGAAAAUAACACAACCCUCUACCAAAAAGCCAAAAACACGUUCUUGCCGCGCCGCCAAAGAUGGAGAGCAUCAAUUGGCACUAAUUGCCGUCAAGCACCUUGGUAGAAGAAGAAAAGCAGGGACAAAGCAGUGCCAUUAAAAAAGACAGUGGCGGGAUGGGGUUGGCUUUGUCGUCGCUUCGCUUUUAGUUUUAGGGGAGAGGAAAAAAGAACCAGAACCUGGCACUUAAGCGCAUCCAAUUCUAUAUUGCUGCGGCAACAUUGAAUACAGCGGAGAAGGGGGCGGCUGCGCCUAUUGUGGUCACAGGUAGUGACAACUGGACUGGCCUUGCCAAUUGUGUAUAGUGGACACGAGCAAAGUUGUGAGCAGCAUCUUCCUAGCCUGUUCAGGCCGAAAAGGAAGGUUGAUCGAAGGAUCUCCAUGAAGCUUAAAAUACAGCUAGCUUAGGCGCAAGACAAUCCUCAGACGAUAUGAAUUGGAUUUGAUCUCUCUCUUGUAUACGCCACUGCGGGGAAGAUUCCCUGUAAGGCCUUAUAGUAUUUUGCAAUCGGACAUCACUCCUCCUCUUUCUCAAUCAGAAACCUAAUUUUAAGAAACAAAAGUGGGGCAUAGAAAGACGCUUUAAAAAUGGACCAGACAACAGGUGUGGUUGACAAAUACAAUGUUGAAGCAGCUGAAAGUAUAGCCAAUAGUGCGCAGCUACUGCAUAUCGCACAGGCAGCUCCAAUAUACGAGCAACUUUUAUCUGUAUUCCCAACAGCAGCUAGAUAUUGGAAGCAAUAUGUGGAGGCACACAUGGCUGUUAACAACGAUGAAGCUACCAAGCAGAUUUUUAGCCGUUGUUUAUUGAACUGUCUUCAAGUUCCUCUUUGGCGAUGCUACAUUCGGUUUAUCAGGAAGGUAAAUGAGAAGAAGGGUGCGGAGGGCCAGGAAGAAACUAGAAAAGCUUAUGAUUUCAUGCUCAAUUAUGUUGGGGCUGACGUAGCAUCAGGGCCUGUGUGGACAGAGUAUAUUACCUUUCUGAAGUCACUGCCGGCACUAAACACUCAGGAAGAGUCACAGCGGAUGACGGCUGUACGAAAAGCAUACCAAAAAGCUAUAAUCACUCCCACUCACCAUGUUGAACAACUUUGGAAGGACUAUGAAAAUUUUGAAAAUUCUGUCAGCCGUCAACUGGCCAAAGGACUGUUAUCUGAAUAUCAACCAAAAUACAACAGUGCCAGGGCUGUCUAUAGGGAGCGAAAGAAAUACAUUGAUGAAAUUGAUUGGAAUAUGCUUGCAGUACCACCAACAGGCUCUCACAAGGAAGAACAGCAAUGGAUGGCAUGGAAGAGGCUUUUAUCCUUUGAAAAAGGAAACCCGCAAAGGAUAGACACCUCAUCCUCCAACAAGAGAAUUAUUUUCACCUAUGAACAGUGUCUGAUGUAUUUAUACCAUUAUCCUGAUAUAUGGUAUGAUUAUGCUACAUGGCAUGCAAAAGGUGGUGCUCUGGAUGCUGCAAUUAAAGUAUUUCAGCGAGCCGUGAAGGCCCUCCCAGGUGACUCAGAAACGCUGAAGUAUGCAUAUGCAGAGUUGGAGGAAUCUCGUGGCUCAAUCCAGCCUGCAAAGAAAGUAUAUGAAAGCCUUUUGGGGGAUGGUGUUAAUGGAACAACCUUAGCACAUAUACAAUUUAUUCGCUUUCUAAGAAGGACUGAAGGGGUUGAGGCAGCUCGCAAGUACUUUCUAGAUGCUCGUAAAUCCCCAAACUGCACAUAUCAUGUGUAUGUAGCUUAUGCUUUGAUGGCAUUUUGUCUUGACAAGGAUCCAAAGGUUGCGCACAAUAUUUUUGAAGCAGGACUGAAGCGUUUUAUGCAUGAGCCAGUGUACAUUCUUGAAUAUGCAGAUUUUUUGUAUCGUUUGAAUGAUGACAGAAACAUAAGGGCUUUAUUUGAGCGGGCAUUAAGCUCACUACCACCUGAGGAAUCUGUUGAGGUUUGGAAAAGAUUUACUCAAUUUGAGCAAACAUAUGGAGAUCUUGCUAGCAUGCUGAAGGUUGAACAAAGACGGAAAGAGGCUCUUUCUAGGACAGGUGAAGAUGGAGCACUAGCAUUGGAGGCUUCACUGCAAGAUGUUGUAUCACGGUAUAGUUUUAUGGAUCUCUGGCCAUGCUCUUCAAGGGAUCUAGAUCAUUUAGCCAGGCUAGAGUGGCUCAGCAAAAAUCUUAACAAGAAAGUGGACAAAUCCACUUUGCCUAAUGGACCUGAUAAGGGUUCAUCAAGCCUUACAAGCAAUUCAAAUGUGUCAAGUAAAGUUGUUUUUCCAGACACGUCUCGGAUGGUAGUUUAUGACCCACGGCAAAAACUCGGGACGGGAGUUCCUCCGAGCACCGCAGCAAGUGGCCCCCUGUCUAAUACAGUUGUUGCCUUGAUGGGUGACGGAACAACUAAUGCAUUUGAUGAUAUUUUAAAGACAACACCACCUGCUCUCGUAGCCUUUUUGGCAAACUUGCCAACUGUUGAUGGCCCAAUACCCAAUGUCGAUGUUAUAUUGUCAAUUUGUUUGCAAAGCAACAUACCAGCGAGGACAUCAGGAAAAUCUAGGACUACCUCACAAUUGCAAGCAGGUCCGGCUCCUAGUACAAGCGACUUCUCUGGGUCCAACAAGUCCCAUACUGGCAUGAGUGCUGCAUCUUUUAAACCAGCAAGGGACAGACCGUUUGGGAAAAGAAAGGAGCUAGAAAGGCAAGAGGAGGAUGAAAGCACCACUGUGCAAAGCCAGCCUCAACCUAGAGAUGCAUUCAGGAUGCGACAGAUUCGGAAAUCUCGAGUAGGUACAACAACUUCACAGACAGGAUCAGCCUCAUAUGGAAGUGCCCUCUCUGGAGAUCAAUCUGGUAGCGUUGGAUAAAUCGACCUUUUUCUGUUUCUUUUUUCUCUUGGGUCUUGCAAUUUUCCUUUGUAAAUGGCAUGUGUCAUGUGUCCCCUAUUAUGAAGGGAUGUUUUGAUAUUUAUUUCACAUUAAAAUGUACUAAUUUAUACAUACUUUAAGAAUCUGGGUGAAUCUCUCGUGUGAGAUUUGCUCAUUGCUUCAUUUAUCUGGAUUCCAUGUCUGGGUUGUUUCC
Tripterygium wilfordii is the source of this 3110-nucleotide messenger RNA. Its product is annotated as cleavage stimulation factor subunit 77. Gene Ontology annotation, molecular function: protein binding; mRNA binding. Gene Ontology annotation, cellular component: nucleus. NCBI's taxonomy places the organism in Eukaryota, Viridiplantae, Streptophyta, Magnoliopsida, Celastrales, Celastraceae. Gene Ontology annotation, biological process: mRNA 3'-end processing. The transcript has 23 exons. The coding region runs from base 638 to 2896 and encodes 752 amino acids. The record is from RefSeq and is a predicted model, not a curated record.